Dicentrarchus labrax (European seabass) is the source of this 3095-nucleotide messenger RNA. RefSeq names its product forkhead box H1 (gene foxh1). Gene Ontology annotation, biological process: regulation of DNA-templated transcription. Gene Ontology annotation, molecular function: sequence-specific DNA binding; DNA-binding transcription factor activity. The coding region runs from base 203 to 1732 and encodes 509 amino acids. The record is from RefSeq and is a predicted model, not a curated record. The transcript is spliced from 4 exons. NCBI's taxonomy places the organism in Eukaryota, Metazoa, Chordata, Actinopteri, Moronidae.
GGUGAAGGAGGUUUGUCGCUCACCAUGGUGUGGAAGCCAUCUGACCAGGAAAACAAGUUCAAACAUUUUGUAUUCCACUGCAAAUUCAUGUGAGUCAGCCUGGAGCCAGCAGUCUGCCAGAAGUUAAGGACCGACUCUUUGACCUCCCUCCCCCUCUUAGUGCUCCUGUCCAAACGUGCGGGCCGCCCCCCGGCUGAUCAACAUGACAAAGCACUGGCCUGAGCAGAGUCUCUUGGCACUACCCUCUCUGUCCCACCUUGGAGAACAUCCCGACCAUCAACUUGACUUCCACAGAAAUGCGCAGCAGAGCUUUCCUCCCCGUGGUGUAGCAGCGCGGAGCACUCCAGCACAACAUUGGCCUCACCACCCGGCUCAGAUGGUUCCCCAGCAGCAGUCGCGCUUGGAGAAGCCCGCAGCGCACCCCGAACACCUCGCCAGUGCCAAGACAUUCAUGGAUAAUCCUCAAGAUGCCCACUUUAAACAGGAAACUAACACCAAGGACUCGUGGAGCAGUGAACGGGAGAAGAGCAGCAAUAGCGGUGGGAAGAAAAAGAACUAUCAGCGGUAUCCAAAACCACCGUACUCGUACCUCGCUAUGAUUGCUAUGGUCAUCCAAAGGUCCCCAGAGAAGAAACUGACGUUAUCUGAGAUCCUGAAGGAGAUCAGUACUCUCUUCCCGUUCUUCAAAGGAAACUACAAGGGCUGGCGAGACUCUGUGCGACACAACCUCUCCUCUUAUGACUGCUUUGUGAAGGUGCUGAAAGACCCAGGCAAGCCUCAGGGCAAAGGCAACUUCUGGGCAGUGGAGCUGAGCCGUGUUCCUCUGGAGCUCCUCAAGAGGCAAAACACGGCUGUGUCGCGCCAGGAUGAGACAAUCUUUGCCCAGGAUCUGGCCCCCUACAUUCUGCAGGGACACAAGCCAGAAUCGGAGCCACCCCCUGCUUCUGUCAACCCCCUCCCUCCUAUGCGCUCCAGAAACCCCUCCCCACCACAGGAAGAUCUGUUCCGACCCAAGCUGGACUCAUCCUUCGCCAUCGACUCUCUGCUGCACAGCCUUCGGCCACCUAGUGCCUCUGGGGAUGUGGACGUGUCUACCAGGGACUGUUGGGGAAAGGUGGAGCGCCCACGGUCUUCACCACCUCCACGCCCUCGCUACGCCUCCUAUGCCCGUAGUGCCUCAGCCAGCUCUGCCAGCCCGGCCUCCACCUCCUCCUCCUCCUCCUCUUCUGAUGAGGAAUGGAAAGGCAUGUCCCUGUCUGGGAAGCGUGUUCCUCUAGAUGGUGAAGCUGGAUCAGAUGGUUAUGAAGACUACAGACCUCCACUGCAUAAAUCAGCCAGACGCGAUACUGUUGCACCUCCAUGGGAGCUCCCUACCUCUUACGCCAAAUACGCUCCCCCCAAUGCUGUUGCCCCACCAAGCAUGCGGUUUAACGGGGGUCCUCUAAUGCCACUGCAUGGUGGACUUCCCAUUUACGGCUAUGGCGGUUCUCCUGUGGCACCUGGUCACUUCUUAGGUCAUGCCUAUUGGCCCAUCCUCCCCAGUGGACGAGUUUCUGUCCAAGCACCUCCCCUCAUCAUGGACCUGGACAACAUGUUGCAAUCUGUGCCUCCGAAUAAGAGUGUGUUUGACGCAUUAGUACCAUCCAGUCAGAACUCUCACUCACAUCACCAACCACCCAGUCAGUACGGCCUGCAGAAUGGGCCUCCUUUAAACAGGUACCCUCAGUACUGACUUGACUGACUCUGACCUACUGACUCACACUGAGCCAUACUGUCACUCAAAAAUGCAUCAAUACUAAACCACUGUGAUGCAUAACAGGAAGUUUAAUCAAGAUCCACAAAGGAAAUACUGCUUUCAUUUCAAGCUUCAAUCACUACCUCUAGCUCAAGAAAUGUUAUAAUAUGCAAAUGGCUCUGAACUACAAAUAAUGCCAUUGAUGGAUUCAUGUUCUUUUUUUUGGGUGAAGAAUUUCAAAUACAAACACCUUCUUGUUUCUUAUAUACAUGUGGAGUAUUACAUUGUUUCCCAUGGAGAAUGGUACCUGAAACAGCUGUACAAUAAGAAGUAUCUACCUCAGUCUUCCAAUCAAAUGGAGUGUGUAUUACCAGAGGCUCUUUGCACUGCCGAUCAUAUUUGCACUGUUUUUAUUGGCAUGAAUUUGCUUCCUUACACAUGUUGUCUACCUAUUGUGACUGCUGAAUGUAUUGAUGGAUUUAAUAUUGAAUUUUAGAGUCAUGUGAAAAACUAACAGAGAUGAGCUAGCUAGUAGAUGGUACACAGUUUUUUUUUUUUACUGUUUAUCCUGCCAGCAUUUUAAACAAAAUAGGAUUGUCAGGUAAAUAACUAGCAUAAUCUCAGUGGAAACAUAAUUUUUUUCUUUGUCAGGUUGUGUCUGUCCACAGAUCAGUGUAUACUCUCAUUUGUGUUAUUGUUUGUUCAGAUGGUGAAAUAUACAGGACAAGUUGUUAACCGUAAUGUUUUUUCCUGUCUUACAUUUCAGUCUGGACUGUCUGCAUUACUCAUACACAGCUACAAUAGCAUAUGACCUGAUAAAUAGUGAUACUAUAACUUGGCCCUAUGGUUGGCUUUUUCAUUUAAGUGUUUACUAAUGUUUUUGGUGGUGGUGUUUGAGGAUUUGACUGGUUUUCACAUUACAAAAACUAUUUAUAGACAAGAAAAUGGCUACAUUUUAGAUUGUAGUCAAUCUGUGAAAAUGCAGCGUGUUCUCAGGCCCCUGGAGUCGGCCACUAUGCAACCACCAGUAUCUACCUCAGGUUUUUAAUGGACUGUGGACUUUGCACUGCCGGUUAUUUGCACUAUUUUGAUGUCAUUAUGAUCAUCUUCCAAAGGAAAUUGCUUAUAAAUGUCUGCUUCCCUAGACGGGUGAAUGUUUUGUUAGUUUUUUUGCCAUUUUCCUGUGGUCCUGUUAAAAGUUUGUACAGUACUGAGCUGAAGUGAAAGCAGCUCAGAUGUUUAAGUAUCAAAAGAAGGCUAUGGAGUUGAACAGGGUAUGUAAAUAAAUGCUGUAUAUUUUAACUGUGCUGCUCAGUGUUGUAUAUUGCAAUAAUUAAACUGAAACUGCACAAUCUAACAA